GUCGUGCGUUUGUUCGGUAGUGCUGCUAUCACUACAGCUAACAGGUGACCGCGACUAAAUUACUGGUUACUUGGUUGCCACCGGCAAUCGGACAGUUGUAACCGGAAUACCGGAUAUCCGAGUGGAUGAUUUGGGACGCUGAUAUAAAAUCAAUCGCUGAUAUCGCCAAUGGAUUUCGUGAAUCGUGAUUACCCGUUAACAAUAAUAACAAAUUACAAAAUGACAACAAGCGUCAAGCACUUCAAGCAGACCGACUGACCGUCUAGACCGAGUGUCGACCGUCGACUCAACUACUCAAGUGAGUGACUAUAGUGACUGACAAAGUGACAAGUGAAAAAAGUGGCUCUGGUAAAUUAAUUGCAAUAAUAUUUUAUUGCCGAAUUAUACUAGACAGCAAACUGUAUAAUUGUAUGCGGUCUUUCGUUUACGGCCUUUGCGACCUUUUGUAGCAGUAUUAUCCGCGUGUCGUUCAGGUACGUAGCGUUCAGAUCGUAUCACCACGUCCUACUGCAACUUCAAGUUACAAUAAACAACARUUUUCAAUAAUGGCAAAUAACCAAGAAGCAAUGCAAGUAUGUUCUUUGCCUUUACCACCUGUGCAAUACUUCCAAAAUUAUUCAGAUGAAAACAUUAGGCGAGGUCGUGCUUCUAAGCCRCCACCAAUAAUUCAAGAAACUUACACAAUGUUUGGAAACCCAUAUAAUGCUGAAGAUAGUAUAAUUAGACCUUUAGAAAGUCAGGGCUUUAAACGUCUUUAUCCUCAACAUUUUGAUAGACGACGUGAAUUACGUAAACUUAACCAUUCAUUAUUGGUUAACUUUCUCGACUUACUGGAUCUGCUAAUUCAAUGCCCUGACUCUCCUAGACGAGCUGAAAAAGUUGAUGACAUAAGUCUACUGUUUAUUCACAUACACCAUUUAUUAAAUGAGUUCCGUCCACACCAAGCACGAGAAACUGUUCGUGUCAUGUUAGACUUGCAGAGGAGGCAAAGAAAUGAAACCACUAUACGAUUGCAAAAACACAUAGAUAAAGUWAGUGAUAUUCUACAACAAACAUUAGAAAACUUGCCCGACACAGAGCUUGAUUCUAAGCUCAUGGUGGACACAUCCAAAAUUGAUCGUUUGGAACAGAAAAAUGCUGAUGAACCAAGAGCUGACAAAUGUGUACCUAAAGAUAAACUUAUGUGUCAUCUUAUUGAUACAAUGAAUACCAAUUAAAAAUUAGACAUUUUAUUUAUCUUCUGUUAUUGUUUUAUAUAUUUAUACUUAAAAUAUUUUCAACUAACAAUAUAUUUUUCAUUCUUUUGCAAUUGAAUCAUUUGUGUCCACAUAUUACAUUACCUUUAUGCAUAUUAAAAUUUGAAACACUGUGAAUAAUUUAUUAUUUUACAUUUUUUUAUUAAUAAUAAUUGGUUAA
Molecule: messenger RNA, 1416 nt
Organism: Diuraphis noxia (Russian wheat aphid)
Lineage: Eukaryota; Metazoa; Arthropoda; Insecta; Hemiptera; Aphididae
Gene: MED7
Product: mediator complex subunit 7
Biological process (GO): regulation of transcription by RNA polymerase II
Cellular component (GO): mediator complex; core mediator complex
Molecular function (GO): transcription coregulator activity
Source: RefSeq, a predicted model, not a curated record